AUGGCUUCUCCCAUUGCGCCGCCGCCACCGCCGCUGUCGACGGUCCUGCCGCCUCUGAUCCUCGGCACGGCCACCUUCAACACGCAGUACCACCCCGAUCCCACGCACAUGCCCUACGUCUCCAUCGUCCGCGAGGCCCUGCUCACCCACGGCAUCACUGCCUUCGACACGUCCCCCUACUACGGCCCCUCCGAGCACCUCCUCGGCAACGCCCUCGAGACCGUCGAGACCCCGCGCUCCUCCUACCUCCUCCUCACAAAGGCCGGCCGCAUCGACGCCAAGACCUUUGACUACUCGCCCGUCGCCAUCCGCGCCUCCGUCUACCGCAGCCUGCACCGCCUGCGCACCCCCUACCUCGACCUCGUCUACGCCCACGACGCCGAGUUCGUCACCCCGCGCGAGGUCCUCGCCGCCGUCACAGAGCUCCGCCGGCUGCGCGACGAGGAUGGCAUCCUCCGCUACGUCGGCAUCAGCGGCUACCCCGUCGACGUGCUCGCCUCCCUCGCCGAGAUGAUCUACCGGGAGACCGGCGAGCCCGUCGACGCCGUCCAGUCCUACAGCAACUUCUGCGUCCAGAACACCCGCCUCGGCGACCCCAAGCUCCUCCAGCGCUUCUCCGACGCCGGCGUCGACGUCAUCACCAACGCCAGCAUGCUCAGCAUGGGUCUCCUAACCACACGCGGCGUCGAUCGCGGCCCCAUGGCCUCGUGGCACCCGGCGCCUCCGGAGCUCCGCCGCGCAUGUAAUGGUCUGGCGCAGAUCGCCCAGUCGGAGGGGGAGCACCUCGAGGAGGUGGCCAUCCGGUGGUCGAUGGACCACUGGGCCAGGAUAGGCGCCGAGUUCGGCUCGACGGCCAUCUCGCACAAGGGGGAGAGCGGCGUCCGGGGCCCUGCUCGGAUGGGCAUCAGCGUCAUGGGCGUGUCCAGCGUUCCGGAGCUGGACGAGACCUAUGAGAUAUGGAGGAGCGUGAUAAACGAGGAGAGUGAUGGCCGCGAGGUCCAUCGCCGCAGGAAGAUUGCGGCUCUGGUCAAGGAUAGGAUGUGGCCCAGCCUCGGAAACUGGAAGAACUACUCGUGGCCCAGCGGGCGCAAGGAGUACUACCAGAGAGAAUCUCAUGACAGGGAGACUCAGACUGAGUCUCAUAAUAGGGAGCCUCGCCGGGCGGAGAUCCGGUACAAGGAGACUCAGACAACGCGGGUCUCAGCACGAGGCCCCGAGGAAGACGAUAGGAAGUUCAGGGACGCCCAUGAUGCGGGCACGGACGAGAGACAGGAAGCAAGGGCCCCGAGAAAGGAUGUGACAGGCACACCCAAACUCUAG
Molecule: messenger RNA, 1320 nt
Organism: Clonostachys solani
Lineage: Eukaryota; Fungi; Ascomycota; Sordariomycetes; Hypocreales; Bionectriaceae
Source: the annotation of a GenBank genome assembly